Messenger RNA from Chroicocephalus ridibundus (black-headed gull), 5098 nucleotides. It is a transcript of the gene PLA2G15, whose product is annotated as phospholipase A2 group XV. The record is from RefSeq and is a predicted model, not a curated record. The transcript has 6 exons. Gene Ontology annotation, cellular component: lysosome. NCBI's taxonomy places the organism in Eukaryota, Metazoa, Chordata, Aves, Charadriiformes, Laridae. Gene Ontology annotation, biological process: ceramide metabolic process; phosphatidylcholine metabolic process. The coding region runs from base 110 to 1345 and encodes 411 amino acids.
GCCGGGGCGGGCAGCGGGGCCGCACUCCGGUGGCGGUAGCCCCGGCGGAGCGUCGCGUCGGGCACGGGCUUGGUGACGGCUCCCGGCCCUGAGGUUAUGCGCUGGGGUGAUGGUCCCGCCGGCCGGCGUUAGGGGAGGGUUCCCCCUCCUCAGCCUCCUUCUCCUGCUGCUGCUCUGCCCCGGUGGCGGCUGCCUGCCGCGCCGCCGGCCCGCGGGGCCGCCCGUGGUGCUGGUUCCUGGGGACUUAGGUAAUCAGUUGGAAGCAAAGUUAGAUAAGCCAUCAGUAGUGCACUAUCUCUGCUCUAAGAAGACAGACAGUUAUUUUACACUCUGGCUGAAUUUGGAGUUGCUUCUGCCUGUCAUCAUUGAUUGUUGGAUUGAUAAUAUCAGGCUGGUAUAUAACCGAACAAGUAAGAUUACAGAACCACCAGAUGGAGUGGAUAUCAGAGUCCCAGGUUUUGGGCAGACAUUUUCCUUGGAAUUCCUUGACCCAAGUAAAAGGAGUGUUGGCAGUUACUUCUAUAUGCUGGUGCAGAGUUUAGUAGAUUGGGGCUACAAACGUGAUGAAGACGUAAGAGGAGCACCUUAUGACUGGCGAAAAGCACCAAAUGAGAACGGAGACUAUUUUGUGGCCCUUCGCAAGAUGAUAGAGUUAAUGUAUGAGCAGUAUGGAAGUCCUGUUGUCUUAAUUGCCCACAGCAUGGGGAAUAUGUACACUCUCUACUUCCUCAACCAUCAGACUCAGGAUUGGAAAGACAAGUACAUAAAGGAUUAUGUGUCAUUAGGCGCUCCGUGGGGAGGAGUGGCUAAAACUCUCCGUGUGCUGGCUUCAGGUGACAACAACAGAAUCCCUGUUAUCAGUUCACUCAAGAUUAGAGACCAGCAGAGAUCAGCGGUUUCCACAAAUUGGAUGCUCCCCUACAACUACACGUGGCCUCCAGAUAAGGUCUUUGUAAGCACACCUACAGCUAACUACACUCUUCGGGAUUACCGAAAAUUCUACAGGGACAUCAAUUUUGAAGAUGGCUGGCUCAUGAGACAAGACACUGAACCCCUGGUUUACCAGAUGACACCCCCUGGUGUGCGCAUACACUGUCUUUAUGGUACUGGUGUGGAAACACCUGAUUCUUUCCAUUAUGAAAGUUUUCCUGACAAAGAACCCAAGAUUCUUUACAGCGAUGGGGAUGGUACAGUAAACUUACAGAGUGCCUUGCAGUGUCAAAAGUGGGUGGACAUGCAAAAACAGGAAGUGGUGAUAUUUGAGCUUUCAGGAAAUGAGCAUAUUCAAAUGCUAUCCAAUGAUACUACUAUCUCCUAUGUGAAAAAGCUGCUUUUUGAUUUGUGAUACCUUGUGUUGGCAGUUAUUUUCCUCACCUGUGAUGCCUUCCCUAAAUAUGGGAAAAUGCCUUUCAAUCCCUUGAUAUUUAGAUAUUUGAAUUAUUUAUUUUGUGUUUUUUUUUUUUUUUUUUUAAGGCUUUGUUCAAGAAGUUGUUUGGUGUCCUAAAUGAUCGUUUGUCUCUGAUUUGUCUUCAUGAUGCUUCCUGGUAUUUUCAUAUUUGCAAAUUUGGUCAAAUAUGCAUUUUGGUGCCUCUGUGUCCAAUAUUCAUACAGACUUUCGUUUGGCAAUUGUGCAGCCCCUGGCGUGUACUACAUAGAAUCAUAGACACCUGAGUUCCUUUGCGUGGUCUUUGCAGGGUUUGGAGCGGGAGGGCGAGGAAGUAUUGGAAUUUCAAAUGCCCGUAAACCAAGGGAAUGAUAUUAACUUGAGAAGCACAGUAAACUUCUUAAAAGGUCAUGCAUAUUCUGAUCUACAGUUUCCAGUACCUUAGUUUGUAAAUGUGCAUACCUACUAGGUCAGAUAGGGCAGAGGUCUGUCUGGUACUGUACUACCUUUGUUGUAUCCAGCCUUUCUUUUGUUACAGCAUUUGGGGGAAAAGAGAUAGAUGUGUGAAUUACUUGAAGUUUCUUAUUAGGUAUCUUUUUGGCUUGUGUGUUUUGUGUGUUUUUUUUUUUUUUUUUUUUUUAAAGGAAGAAAUUGUUUGCUCAUUGACUUCUAGAACCUGAUUACUUACAAUCUGGAGUCUGAGGAAUUCUCACCUUGUGCUUUAUUUAUCAAUGAGGGAAAGAAGCUAAACAGUGAUUGGUGCUUGCAAUAACUGUAGCUGUGUGUAGUAGUACAUAAAUUAAAGCGGAGCUGAAUACUGGCAAACAAUCCAUACAGUGCAGAAUUGUAUUUCUCGGUAAAAAAUUAUCUCCUGUAGUAGAAAUGAUAAUGUAUGGUGGGCAUUAAUUCGAAAAGUGAACUUCCUGAAUUAGGUUGGGGAAUGGAAGCCAGCAUAAUACAGUAUGAAGUAUAAACCUUGUUAUCAGUCAAAUACUUAAGCUCUGAUCCAGUAACUGACCAAAUAGUGAUCGGAACAAUAUUGCAUUCAGCUUAAAAGAAUCUUUUACAUUUUAAGACUAAAAUUCACUUCCCAUAGAUCACAAGUUUCAUUAUUGCUGUUUCAAGAAGUUGGGACACAUUGUUCCUUAAAUGUUUCUGUAAAUUGCUGAACAUGCAGCUCUGUUAAUUUCCUACAGUAUUGUUUUACUCAAUGUUUAAAAAGAGUAAUUCAACUCUGAAUGACACAGAAACGAUAACCUAAAGGCCCUCAUAUUUACAAUGUUGAUUACGGAAGUGCUGUUGGAGAAAUAGUUUCACUUGAAGAUUCUCUUUUGCUUGCUUUAAAACCAGUCACCCAGUUAGACUGCACUUAGUUUCCUGAAAACACAGCUUUGAAUGCUUUCAAAAUGCUAGGUCUUCCAAGAAAAAAAAUGUUUUAAGCGUUUCAGAAACUCAUCAGAACUAUUGAGGAUUCAUUACUUAAGAAACUGAAGUUGUCUAAACGGUAAAGUUUUUAACUAUUUUGGUGGCAUGCAUGAAAUACUUGCUGUCUUUAAAUGUAUCUAUAAGAUGUGUUGAAAUGAUGGGCUUGAACUCUUGUUACUGUAGAAUGCAAAUGCUUUGGCACAGGAGGUAUGUUUAAGGCCUAAGUUUUAAUCAGAAAUGACUUGUAAAUCCAGAACAACUUGAACUAGGGUUGUGCAUAAGCUAAAUAUUUUCCUAGGUUUUAACUUCCUUAUGUAGCUUCAUUUUCCCCCGGAAUUUUCCCCUAUUACCUUUGUUGAGGGAGAGGACACAUAUUCCUGAUUUUUAAAACAGAACGUUUAUCCUGUCGUCAGCUGCCCAGGAACCUACAGUUCAGCAGCAAUAUUGCCUAGACUCCAGAGUAAGUACCGAGUUGCCCCAAGCCAUUUGUAAUUGUUAACUGCUGAAAAGAAAAAACAAAACAACAAUAACAACAAAAAAUCCCCACAAAAAAGUCCUUUAGCCAAGUGUUCUAUUUUAGGCAGGGCUGUCAGCUGGAUAAGCUUCAGGCUUGUGUUCCAAGACUGCUCAAAGAUAAAGCUCUUCCUGUGGUCUGUCUCUGUGGUUUGAUUUUUGAAGAAAUUGCUAUGAUACUGGUUUACAACAGAAAGAUGUUACAGAGAACAGUUUAUCACAAUCAGCAUUUCUUGCUGAAGUAGACUGCCUGUUAAUAAGCACUGGAAUGAGUGGAGAUGGAGGCUGUAUGGGAGGCUACCAACAUGGGCAUCAAGGGCUGAAAAAAAUGAGGAAAGAACAUAGGUAAACAGUUCUUAACCUGAUGUGAAGAAUUUUUCUAAGCUUCAUUUAGAUCCUUACCCAUUAAUCGGUGUUAUUUUCAGUCCCAUACCAAGAGUUUAGGUUCAGGGGUUUUUGUGAUUUGAAGUUCCAAAAUACAUGACUCCAAAAGAUGCUCUUUCUUCUUUUUUUUCUCUUCAUUUUUUAUUUUACUACGCUUUUCUUUUUGUGCCCCAAAAGAAAAAAAAAAAAUCUCUUCUUUUCUAACUUUGGCAACCUAGUACUGGGUUCUGAGAUCAGUUGACUGUAUCUUUUAACCUGAAGAUUUGUAAAUCAGCUUUCCCUUAGUAGAUAAGCCCUAGAGCGUGUCUCUAAAACUUAUGUCAGUUAACCUGGUAAAAUGAAGCUGAAAGUUUUUCAGGGCUUUUAUUUUUUUUUAAUGUUGUUUGUCACUAUAAAGCCUUGUGGCACAAGAAUGUGCGUACCUGAGUUCUAAGCACCAUGUUAGAGCAAGCACAGCGUUUCUGGUGAGACUUUGAUUGGACGUGAUGGGUUCUGCAGACUGUGGUUCUGUUUUGUGUCCAGAACUUAUGAUUUUUGUACCAAAUCAUCUUCAGCCCUUUCAUUUUCAGUUUCUUGCAUAUUAGGAUGGAGUUCUCAUUGAAAAGUGAAUGCAGCAAGUAAACUACAUUAUUGUAGUCGUUGAAACUGAACCACUUCACUCAGCACGUUGAGAAGUACUUACUCACUAUGGCAUGUUCCUCUACAAGGCAAGAGUGUUUAGCAUUACUGUUAUAGGCCUGCUAGAGCCAUGUGCACUUGAGCAUUCUAGAUUCUCGUGAGGAGAGAGGUCUGAAGAAACAAAUCUUUAGGAGAGGAGAAUGUGGCACUUAAGAGGAGUAACUCAGGUGCUUUGCCACACUGCAGAGUUGAAAUGUUUGAAUCUACUGACAUAUCUUCAUUAUACCUAAACGCAUAUCGAUCAUGUCUCGCUUUCCGUAAUUUUUACUUGGUUUUAUUCUUCUAGGAUAUUUUCAGAAACAAAAAAUAGUCUUGAGGACCAAAUGUGUUUCUUAUGUUUGACAAAAUGUAUAGAAAAUGCUGAAGAAGCUUUCAGCUGUCAUUGUAAUACUUCUGAAGAGGUUCAGAGUCACUAUGUGAUUCUGUUUAAAAACAGAAGGCUUCAAUAACUAGCAAUAAUUGCAAAGGACUUGCAGACCAAAGGAAGGAAUGUUUGGUAUUAAGGUAGUUCUUGGAGCACAGGGUGUUCAAGGCCCUCUUAAAUUCAGGGAAUGUUUGGCAAUGACUUUGCUGCUCUACAUUUAACAGUAUUUUGUAUGGAACAUAUUCUGAGACCUAGCAUUUUAUAUGCUCUUUUUGUGUAUGAAUGCGUUCAAUAGAUUUUGAAUAUUUUAUUGUCAAACUUUGAUAACAUAAUAAAGUUGAUCUAAUACA